UGUGGCCAUGAGUGGUGUGGCACUGCCAUGACCCAUCAUCUUGUCUUGAAGAUGCAUCCUGACUUACAUCCACACUUGCACACUGAAGAAUGCAAUAUCGUGAUUAACUUGCUAAAGGAAUAUCACAUAAAUCACAGCAUUCGAAAAUUUUUUGGUCAUUGCAAUGAUCUUGAUCAGGCAAUGAGAAAAAAAUGCUUGAAAAAUGAGUACAUGGAAAAGAGGACCAAGAGCAGAGACCACCAUGCCCGGCCGCAAAAGAGACUUUUUAAUUCUCCAGAGGAAUCUGAAAAAUAA
Molecule: messenger RNA, 294 nt
Organism: Symphalangus syndactylus (siamang)
Lineage: Eukaryota; Metazoa; Chordata; Mammalia; Primates; Hylobatidae
Product: COX assembly mitochondrial protein 2 homolog
Cellular component (GO): mitochondrion
Source: RefSeq, a predicted model, not a curated record